AUGAGCGGGGCCGGGGCGGCGGGCGCGAGCCGCGGGCUGCGCGUGGACGGGCUGCCGCCGCUGCCCAAGAGCCUGAGCGGGCUGCUGCACUCGGCGGCGGGCGGCGCGGCGGGCGGCUGGCGGCACCUGCAGCGGCUGUACGCGCGGAAGUGGCGCAUCCAGGACGAGCUGAGCCGCGGCGGCGCGGGCGGCGGGGCGCGGGCCAAGCCCCCCAGCCUGGACGCCGCGCUGGCGCUGCUGCGCCGCGAGAUGGUUGGCCUCCGACAGCUGGACAUGUCCUUGCUCUGCCAGCUGUACAGCCUCUACGAGUCCAUUCAGGAGUACAAGGGUGCAUGCCAGGCGGCCUCCAGCCCGGACUGCACCUACGCAUUAGAGAAUGGCUUCUUCGAUGAGGAAGAGGAGGAGGAGUUCCAGGGGCAGCGCUGCCUCCACGAAGGCCAGGGCCGAGGUCCUUCUCGGAACGCAUCGCUUCCUGUCACUCCUCUCUCUGGGAGCGACUGGAUUCUCAAGUCCAUCUAGGGCCUCAAAGGAGCCCUUUGACUUCUUGCAAGAAAGUGCUGAGCCCUUCCUUUGCAGACAGUCCACAGGCGGCUGUGUGGGGACAGACGCCACCAGUUUGUAAUUUGUGGGUGGGGAGUUCGACGACACAUGGGCAGUUGGCUUAGAUGGCUGCAGGGUCUGUGUGGGUGACCUAGAGGUGUUUCAGAACACCCUGGACACUCUGUGAGGACGGUUUGGGGUAAGGUGAUGCUUGGCUCCUUCCCUGCAGGUGGCAGGUCAUUGAUACCCUUUGGUUUGGGGAUUCCUGCCCCUGGCAUGUGACAUAUAGGAACCACCAUUUCUCUCUCUCUUACGCACACGCGUGCGCUCUCCUCCAGGUAGUCAGCGGCUUUUCUUGCCAUUUAAUGGCUCAGCCUCUCUGCUCAGCUUUAUUAUUAUUUUUUCUAAGAGGCUCACUGGCUCUCUAGGUAACUCGAGAGCUUUCUACUACUAAGGGAGAAAAUGCUUCUGUCACACUGGGCAUUUUCUUCCUUGUAACCCACCAAACUUUACAUCAGGUAUAGGUGGAAUAAACAAAACAAAACAAAACAAAUUGUGACAAACCAGUAUUUGCUUCACUCACUGUAAGAUACUGUUUAUUCUUAAAGACCGAAUGUAAAUUUGUAUGCCCCACCCCUCCAAACAGUGGUUACCUAAAGCCUUAAUAUAUUUAUUAAAAUAUAAGAACCUCA
Molecule: messenger RNA, 1232 nt
Organism: Jaculus jaculus (lesser Egyptian jerboa)
Lineage: Eukaryota; Metazoa; Chordata; Mammalia; Rodentia; Dipodidae
Gene: Fam89a
Product: family with sequence similarity 89 member A
Exons: 2
Coding region: 1-519 (172 amino acids)
Source: RefSeq, a predicted model, not a curated record